AUCUCAUUAAAAUUGGGAGCAUAACAAAAGGAGCAGAGGAUGGAAGUAACAAAGGUUGAUUAAUACUGAAAUCCAAUCAAACACCCAGAGAAACACCAGAAUUUUAUAGAGAAUUACUGGUUUAAUCCGUUUCUUUAUUAUUAGUAACCAUUAUCAUCUUCCUCCCCCAACCUUCCUCCUUCUCUCUCCUUCUCUGGGCGUCUUUUUAAGUCUGAAGAAUGAUAGCUCCUAGACUGAUCAUCACCUCAUACCCAGCUCCUUCUUCUUUGAAUCCUAAUUCCCAUAUCUCAUCCUCAAUUCCCUUCUCUGCUCCUAAAUUUGGUUCUCUUUGCUUGACAGCAGGAGCCCUUUCUUCGUCCGGCGUGAGAUUGUUUUCCCAUUCUCGAUCUUCCUCUAUUUCUACAAUCCGAAGUGCUGCCACCAAACCCGUGAAAUCACCAGCUGAAGAAGAUUGGAAAAUCAAGCGUGAAUAUCUACUUCAGAAAAGGGUACGCAGCGUAGAUGUAAAAGAAGCCUUACGCCUUCAGAAUGAAAAUAACUUUGUAAUCCUUGAUGUCCGCCCAGAAGCAGAUUUCAAAGAGGUAAGUCAUGUUGACACUGAUUGGUGCAGGUCUCUAAUAGCUGCUUACUUACUCGUUCUCAAUGGAUAUACCAACGUUUUCCACUUGGAAGGAGGUCUAUACUCAUGGUUUAAGGAAGGAUUACCUGCAGUUGCGGAGGAGUGAGGUUGUUGGAUCAGAAUUCAGACAACUCUACAGAAACUCCAACUUUUGACAUGAGCAAAAGACAUUAAUUCUUCUUCAUUUUUCUGUAUCAGUCUUCUUGGGUUACAAGAGAAACAAAGAAGAAGAAGAGGCACCGAUCUUGUUCGCAACCUGAAAUUGUAUCCAGUCUGGUGUGACUGGUGUGUAGAGGUUUUUGGUAGUUUUGCUGAUGUCCAGAGUCUGUAAAAUUGAUUAACUAUUAUGUGCUCUUUUGAGGGUUUCUAUGGAUUGGACUGCUGCAAUGUGCUCA
This is a messenger RNA of Macadamia integrifolia, 1014 nucleotides long. Its product is annotated as rhodanese-like domain-containing protein 14, chloroplastic. Gene Ontology annotation, cellular component: chloroplast. Lineage: Eukaryota; Viridiplantae; Streptophyta; Magnoliopsida; Proteales; Proteaceae. Bases 219 to 725 code for a protein of 168 amino acids. The transcript is spliced from 4 exons. The record is from RefSeq and is a predicted model, not a curated record.